This is a messenger RNA of Myxozyma melibiosi, 1530 nucleotides long. RefSeq names its product major facilitator superfamily domain-containing protein. Gene Ontology annotation, cellular component: membrane. The transcript has 2 exons. Bases 1 to 1530 code for a protein of 509 amino acids. Gene Ontology annotation, biological process: transmembrane transport. Lineage: Eukaryota; Fungi; Ascomycota; Lipomycetes; Lipomycetales; Lipomycetaceae. The record is from RefSeq and is a predicted model, not a curated record. Gene Ontology annotation, molecular function: transmembrane transporter activity.
AUGACUGAUCCCUCUGUCGAAAAACCCGCCUCCGCUGAAGAGCUCGAGUACAACAAUGCCACAAAUCACAAGAUCCCCGCCCCAACCAUCCUAGCCCAGAACAACGAGGAGCUCGCCCAGUUCUACGCCUCCUUCGAGCAGAAAGAUGAGGAGUGGAAAUCCCACAUGGAUCGCCUGGUCACCCGCAAGAUCGAUAUCAAACUUCUACCGAUGCUGGGUCUCAUGUAUCUUCUCAACUUCCUCGACAGAUCAAAUCUCGCUCAGGCUCGCCAGGGCACGCUCGAAGAGGACCUCAAUAUGACCGGCACGGACUACAAUCUCGCCACUAGUAUUCUUUUUGUCGGCUAUCUUCUGAUGCAGCUACCCUCGAAUCUUCUCAUCACUCGCAUCAGGCCAUCUGUCUUCCUUGGCUGCGCCAUGGCCGUCUGGGGCCUGAUCUCGGGUCUCCAGGCCUGUCUUCAGAGUUUUGGCGGUCUAAUUGCUUGCAGAUUCACUCUUGGAAUAGUAGAGGCGCCGUUCUUCCCCGGCGCUGUCUUCCUUAUGAGUUCCUGGUACAGACGUCCCCAGCUCGGCUUGCGCAUCGCAAUCUUCUACUGUGGAAAUGCCAUCGCCCAGAUGUUUGGCGGUCUCCUAGGCGCCGGAGUUUUAGGAAACAUGCAUAAUGCCCAUGGCAUUGCUGGCUGGCGCUGGCUCUUCAUCAUCGAAGGCUCAAUCACCGUUGGUGUCUCCAUCGUGUCUGCCUUUAUCUUACCAAACUUCCCCAGCUCGGCUUGCAAAUGGCUCACGCCUGAGCAGCACGCUUUUGCUCAAUGGCGAGUCGCCGUCGACUCACACGAGUCUGACGACCUGGGAUCUGUCACCGUCAAGGACGGUCUUCUGAUGGCUCUCCGUGACUAUCGCCUCUACGUCUUCCUGUUUCUCCAGCACACCUCCUUGCUCACCCAGACCUUCCAGUAUUUCUUCCCGGCUAUCGUCAACAGUCUUGGUUAUGGAAAAAUUGAGUCACUGCUUCUCACCGCUCCCGUCUGGUUUGCAACCUUCCUAGUUUCUCUCUUGGUUACAUACACCUCAGGCCGUUUCCAUGACCACGCUUGGCACAUCUUUACCCUGCUUCUCAUUUCCUGUCUUGGAAACAUCAUCAUGAUCUCGACCCUCAACACCGGCGCUCGCUUCUUUGCCAUGUUUCUCUUACCCAUCGGCGCCUACUCCGCUUACGAGAUCAUCGUUGCCUGGGUCGCAAACUCUUUCCCGCGUCCGACAGUCAAACGAUCUGCCACGGUCGCCAUCUGCAACAUGUUUGGAAACACGGCAACAAUCUACGGUGCUUACAUGUACACUGACGGACCCCGCUAUGUGGCGGGAGGUGCUGCUGUUGCAGGCGUCUGUGUUGUUGUCGCCGUCACCGCUCUCUGUAUCCGUGUUAUCCUACGCAGACAAAACUCUCAGCUGGAAAAGUCGGAGAAUGAAAAGAUUGCCAGUGGUAUCGAUCCCCUGACAAUCAACGCCUAUGGCUUUCGUUAUAUUUUGUAA